Molecule: messenger RNA, 546 nt
Organism: Zygosaccharomyces rouxii
Lineage: Eukaryota; Fungi; Ascomycota; Saccharomycetes; Saccharomycetales; Saccharomycetaceae
Gene: POA1
Product: ADP-ribose 1''-phosphate phosphatase
Exons: 1
Coding region: 1-546 (181 amino acids)
Biological process (GO): peptidyl-glutamate ADP-deribosylation
Source: RefSeq, a predicted model, not a curated record
AUGAGUAACAUUACAUAUACAGUUGGUAAUAUUCUUCCUGUUACCGGUUAUCCCCGUAUUUUGAUCCAUUCAUGUAAUUGUGGUGGGUCAUGGGGUGGGGGAAUUGCAUAUCAAUUAGCAGCUCGUUAUCCCAAGGCUGAACAAGUUUACGUAGAUGCCUGUGACAAAUAUGGUAAUGAAUUAUUGGGUAAAUGUCUGUUCAUUCCAAGUUACAAGGAUGAUGAUCUAAUCAUAUGUUGUCUCUUCACUUCCGCCUUUGGUGGCGCCAGUCAUGAUUACAAGAGAUCGAUUCUUAAUUAUACCGAACAAGGUUUAAAGAACGUCAGAACUUGGGUUUAUGAAGGCGGAAAUGCAAUUCAAGAUCCAAUUGAAAAAGAUAUUAAUUCUGUACUUCACAAAUUGGAUAAACCGCUCAAGGAUUACAAAUUAGAAAUGCCCAAGAUAAACAGUGGUAUAUUUGGAGUUCCUUGGGGAGAAACUGAAAAUGUUCUGAAGGAAUUCGGUUCAGGUAACCAAAUACUAAAUUUUACCGUUUAUUCAUUAUAA